AUGUUGAGGGAGACGCAAGUUUUGGAAAUAGGCUUGCUAACACUACUCUGCGCCUGCUUCCUUUCUAUAUGUGUUGCUAAUGAUCAACAGCAGCACCAGACAUGCAAGCCAUCUUCAUGCGGAGGUGACCCAUCAGGCUGUGGUGACCCAAAGUAUGAAUUGAUUUGUGAGAACAAUCUGACCGUGUUCAAGCAGGGCGGUAAGAGAUACUUUGUGGCUGAGAUCAACUACCACAACCAUACCAUUCGGAUGCUGGAUCCUGGCCAAAAGAAGGGAGACUGUUUCUCCACUCCUCUCUAUUCCUCCUUCUCCAUGCCGUCCUGUUGGUCCUUCUCGAAUAUGCUACAUAAUUUCGAUCCAUAUCCAGAUUAUAAAGAUCCAUAUUAUUGCCCUAAUGAAUGGGAACGCAAUACAAUAGUUUUGUUAAGCUGUGAAAGGCCAAUCAGUGAUCAAAACUACAUUCCCAUUAUUCUUUGCAACAUUUCCUCUUCCUCACGGACAUAUGCUUAUGUGCUAGCAGGAAAGUCUCUGGAGGUGGGAAUUAUUCGGGAAUCAUGCACUAUCGCCUUGACUUUUGUUGCUCAAUCAGAGCUCAACAGUUAUUCAAUCUGA
Messenger RNA from Vitis riparia (riverbank grape), 612 nucleotides. RefSeq lists its product as uncharacterized. NCBI's taxonomy places the organism in Eukaryota, Viridiplantae, Streptophyta, Magnoliopsida, Vitales, Vitaceae. Gene Ontology annotation, molecular function: polysaccharide binding. The coding region runs from base 1 to 612 and encodes 203 amino acids. The transcript has 2 exons. The record is from RefSeq and is a predicted model, not a curated record.